AUGUACAGAUUAUCUGCUUAUUUGUUGGCAUGCACUGUCUUUAUGUUGGCUGUGCUCUCUGCCAACGCCGCCUUUACUGAGCGUCAAUACCAAGACUCUUUCGUCUCAUGGAUGCAAACCAACAACGUCAAGUACGACGGAAAGGAAUUCAACCAUCGUUACGGUGUCUUCAAGAAGAAUAUGGACUACGUCCAACAAUGGAAUGCCAAGGGUUCAUCCACCGUCCUCGGUAUGAACAUUUUCGCUGAUCUUACCAACGCUGAAUACCAACGUAUCUACUUGGGUACCAAGAUCGAUGCCUCUGGUCUCUUGAACGUCGCUGCCGCCCGUGCCUUUGACCGUAACUUCAACAUCAAAGCUUUGAACCCAACCGUCGAUUGGCGUGCCAAGGGUGCCGUCACCCCAAUCAAGAACCAAGCCCAAUGUGGUUCUUGUUGGUCAUUCUCUACCACUGGUUCCGUCGAGGGUGCUCACGAAAUUUCCACCGGUAACUUGGUUGCUUUGUCCGAGCAAAACUUGAUCGAUUGUUCCGUCCCAGAAGGAAAUCAAGGUUGCAAUGGUGGUCUCAUGUGGGCUGCUAUGGAAUAUAUUAUCAAAAAUGGUGGUAUCGACACCGAGUCAUCCUACCCAUACACCGCCACUGGACCGAACAAGUGCCGUUACAACUCUGCCAACUCUGGAGCCAAAAUCUCCUCAUACGUCAACGUCACCUCUGGUUCUGAGACUUCCCUCGCUUCAGCUGCCAACGUUAACCCAGUUUCUGUUGCCAUCGAUGCCUCCCACAACUCCUUCCAAUUGUACUCAUCUGGUAUCUACUACGAGCCAGCUUGUUCAACCACCCAACUCGACCACGGUGUCUUGGUUGUUGGUUACGGUUCAGGUCCAGCCUCAUCCUCCACCACCGCUACCACCCUCUCUGGUACUGGUUCAGCCACCUCUGGUACUGUAACCUCAUCCUCUGGUCAAUCCACCACUGCAUCCGGUACUUCCGCUUCAGGUACCUCUGCUUCAGGUACUUCCGCUUCAGGUACCUCUGCCUCCGGUACCUCUGCCUCUGGUACCUCUGCUUCUGGAUCAUCAUCCGCCUCUGGAUCAUCAUCCGCCUCUGGAUCAUCAUCCGCCUCUGGAUCAUCAUCCGCUUCAGGAUCAUCAUCCGCUUCAGGAUCUUCCUCAGCCUCUGGAUCAUCAUCCGCUUCAGGAUCUUCCUCAGCCUCUGGUACCUCAGCCUCUGGUACCUCUGCUUCCAGCUCAACCAACCUCCAACGUCGAAGCCGGUACCGAGAACUACUGGAUCGUUAA
Molecule: messenger RNA, 1299 nt
Organism: Heterostelium album PN500
Lineage: Eukaryota; Evosea; Eumycetozoa; Acytosteliales; Acytosteliaceae
Gene: cprD
Product: C1 family peptidase
Exons: 1
Coding region: 1-1299 (432 amino acids)
Biological process (GO): immune response
Cellular component (GO): lysosome
Molecular function (GO): cysteine-type endopeptidase activity
Source: RefSeq, a predicted model, not a curated record